This is a messenger RNA of Linum trigynum, 4534 nucleotides long. Lineage: Eukaryota; Viridiplantae; Streptophyta; Magnoliopsida; Malpighiales; Linaceae. The record is from the annotation of a GenBank genome assembly.
GGACAAAGAAUCAUGCAAGCUUGUAAUGAAAAGAAAGAGGACGAGACUACGAGCGUCUGGGAUCAAACGGCGACUGAUUCGGAGUCCGGACGAGGGAGAAACGAAGCAUUGAAUAUAGGGGAACAGGUUCGGCAGUAAAAACACGGGCGCGCCUAAAUCAAAACACGGUCGUGCCCAUAUUCAGGCAUGACUGUGUUGGCUGACGCGCGCGGGGGUGUUUUUAACACGGGGAAAAACACGUGUGGGCAAAAUCAAAACACGGCCGUGUCCUCGACCGUGUUUUGCCUAGAAUCGGGGUUUUAACCCAAAUUCGAGCCAAAGGAGGGGGAGAGCUGGGUUUUUGGAUCCCAAACACCCAAGGGACGAACCAAAGAGAGAGAGGGCGAUUUGAGGGCAUUCUAAGAGUGGAAUUGGAGGAUUUCUUCGCCUUGGAAGCUUGAGGAACAAGCCUGGACUUGAAGACUGAUCAUCUGAAGAUUUUUACUGCAGUCUCUCUCUUCUCUAUGGAGUAACUUCCCUUCACUUAGGUUUUGAGGAACCCUAGCCAUGUUUGUUUGAUUGGAUGAUUGUAUGAGUACUCUGACUUGAUAAUUUUGAGUUCAUAUUCAAUCUAUGCAUGUUUUCAUGAUUCAAUUCUCCUUUAGUCAAGAUUAUUGAUUCUGCUUUGAUCCUAUGAGAGGGAAUACCUUAUUAGGUCAAUAGAGCACCAUAGAUUGAUAGUAGUGGAUCGAUUGCUUUAGUCGAGGGUUGAUUCACUGCUUUGUAUCGAUUGAGAACCUCUUUCGAUAGAGGGAGUCUAGUUCAGAACGCCUUGAUCAGUUGUUCUAGAGAAGGAUACGUCCUUCUAGGCAAUUGACUCAAGAGGGCCUUGUUCCUUUAGUCGAGACUCAAGGUCUAGUCAAGGAUUCUCUGCAUUGUGAAUGAAAGUGAAACAAGUUCGAAAUCAUCAAUCGUUAGUCUGGAUAGUGGCUAGGGGGAAUCAUAGCUAAGUGAGUUCCCAACCUGUAAUUAGAUUAACUUUAACUGUAGUUUGCUAGAGUAGUUUCAGUUCUUUCAUCUUAAUCUGGUUUGCUAAAUAAUAAACUGAAGCUGCGUAAUAGUAACUCUAGAGACCUGUGGAUUCGAUAUUUAUUACUUGAGCCACUAUACUGCAGUCCCUAUCAUUGGUUACACUUGGCCUUUGUUAGGAGUUGUGUCGUAGCGAGUCAAGUUUUUGGCGCCGUUGUUGGGGACUUUCUAGAGUAUUAGGAAAGGCAGAAGUCUGUUACUUUAGCAUUUUUCUUUUCUUUUCUUUUCCACCCUUGCUUUUCACUUGGGUGUUUUUGUUUUUGUUUUUGUUGGUGCAGAUCUGAAUCAUGGAUCCUCUCAUGGCUUCUCCAACAAUUGGGGGUAUCCACCACCACCUGAGUGGUAUUACCCCGAGACUCCCUGGAGCAAUCAAGGAGGAGAAGACUAUGGAUUCGGGUUCCAGAACCAACCCCCUUACUAUGGAGAGCAACCGGACCCCUGGGCAUAUCAAGAACAGCCUCAUUAUCAAGAAGAAUUUCUCUCACAACCAGAAGGGCCAUCGGCACUGGAGUUCUUGUUUUUGUUGGUGCAGAUCUGAAUCAUGGAUCCUCAUGGCUUCUCCAACAAUUGGGGUAUCCACCACCAUACGAGUGGUAUUACCCCGAGACUCCCUGGAGCAAUCAAGGAGGAGAAGACUAUGGAUUCAGGUUCCAGUACCAACCCCCUUACUAUGGAGAACAACCGGACCCCUGGGCAGAUCAAGAACAACCUCAUUAUCAAGAAGAAUUUCUCCCACAACCAGAAGGGCCAUCGACGCGCCUUCACGUGCCAUUCUGCAGAGCCAUGCUACACUCCACAGCUAGAUCCAAACUAUGAAUGGAGGCUUCUCAUGGAGCAGUUUGCUCGAGAUUGUGAGAGAUCAUGCUCCAGGAUGGAUCAUUGUGUCCAGGCCUAUCGUGAAACAGAGGAGAUCCUCCUGAGCCUUAAGAAGAGCGCCGAUGAUCUUGAGCGAUCUUGGGCACAACCUGCUCCAGAUCACCCUUCUGCUACCAUACUAGAAGAGGAGGAGGAAGAAGAAGGAUACAAGGACAUUAUGGAACACACAGAAGUUGUCACGGAGAGCUCCCAUGAUGAUCAUGAUCAGGAAUAUCCUAUCGUAGCCGACCACACCUUUCCACAUCCCAAACUAAGCUUUGAAGAGGCGGGCAUGAGUGAGGAGAUGCAAGAAGAUCUCAUGAAAGAAAUUGCUUGGCAACUUGCUCUCCAAUCCGUGCUAGAAGAAGAAGAGCGAGAAAGGGUGCAGAAAGAAGUUGUGGAGGAUGACGAAAGUGAAGCAGAAGGAGUUCUUGAUAAUUCCCCAGGGGUGAUACUACAUGAACAACGAAGGGAGGAUGAAGAAGCAAUUGACAUCCAGGCUGAGGACGAGGUUGAGGUGGAAGAGGCUUGCACCGGCCAUGAGUUACAUUUGAUAUCUCCACCAAACUUCGAGGAACUGCUUAGCAAGGAUCCAUUUGCAGUGUCUCUUUGCCAUACCAAGGUCACGUCAACAUCGGUCCCUCUUGGUGGACACGAUGGUGGUCAAUCGAUGCUGUCAUAUCUGGUUUGGGGAAAUGAGACGAGAGAAGAGAAGAAGAGGUCUCGAGGGUGGAGACUUCAUCCGCAUCAAGUGCAGGAGCUUCCAUCACUUGUCAUACCACAUGCUCGUGACUUGAGACUCCACCUCAUUGACGAGAAUCUCAACUUCAAGGAAGUUUUGGGGUGGACCGAAACUUAGGAGCCAUCGUCCGGCUCACGACGUGAAAGAAGCGCUUGUUGGGAGGCAACCCAACCAGUCGGUUUGCAUUUCUUUCUCUAUUUCACCUUGGUUGAGUCAGUUUUGUUAUUUGAUUUUAGAGUCAAUAACUCAACCUUUGUGAGAUUUUGUGUGGUGUUUGUGUUUCGACUACUCUCUCCUCCUUGAAUGCACUGCCUGCCUCGUCCACCAUCAUUCACCCUUGAUCUGGUAACUUCGUUCUACCCUCCUUAUCUUUCCUCCAUUGAGGACAAUGUCGUGCUUAAGUGUGGGGGGGUGUUCGAUUAUGUAUGCGGGUGAAUGUUUGGCUAUUUGUGUGCUUGGAGCCUAGUCCACUGUCCAAAUUUUUAAAUUUGAGGGCUCCAAGUACGUGUUUCCUUGCAAAUUGCUUGCUCAGUAUGCUUUGAAUUGACAGUCUCUAUAGUAAUGUGCAACCUAGGGAGGUAGUGUAGCACUAUGGAGGAUGUUGAAGUAUAAGAUUUUUCCUAUCUAGCUCUCUGCUGUGCCAGUUGAUUUUGUGAAUUAGUGGAGCUAGGACCGUUGAAUUCAUGUGAUAAUGGUGACUCUAUGUGGAUUGUGUUAUGGACUCGUGUAUCGAACAGGGUGCUCAUGUGGAAAAUGAAAAAUGCAGUUGGUCCUCCAUGUCAAAAUCAUCAAAAUCAUAAACAUGGGGUAAGCCCAACGUGUGCGGCACCGUUCAUUGCACAAAAAUCGGGUUUUGGAAGAGAUUUUAGUGAUCCUUAGUGGGGUACUCCUACAGGGUGAAGCUAAGUUGUCUCUAGUACAAGUAAAACUUCCACCCGUUAAACGGUUUGCCUACUUGAGGAUGUAUUUUUAAGGGCACGGAUAGAGCUUCCGACCCCCCUUAAUUUCAUUGACCCUCCACACGAGUUGAGGAAAAGGAGUUAAAAGAAGUACUCUGGCGAGCGCCAGAUGUACAGAAAUUGCUCUUGCUCGACUAAUAAGGGUCGACCGUGCAAAAGACUGCAGUUGGAACCCCCGCUAAGUGAAUGAGAAAGAAAAAAAAAAAAGAAGUAAAAGGAAAGUGAAAAAGGGGUUCCAACGGUGAAAUGAAGUGAAAGAGCACCCCCAGUACAACGAUUCCUUAGUUGUGAAUGGUGUUAGUCCCUUUAUCCAUGAACUGACUGUCUUACUUCCAUUUUUUCUCAUGAUCCUGGCUUGAGUCUAGUACUCGCAUUGAGAGAGAUAGGGAACGUCUUAGAAGACCAGUUGACCCCGUAAGAUGCUAUAUGAUCUAGGAAAUCCUCUACCGACGAUCGGGGUUGUAUGUUGCUAUAGAGGUCUGGAGUGCUACAUUGGUUCGAGUUAGUUUGCUUGGGGACAAGAAAACAGUUAAGUGUGGGGGGAUUUGAUGACUCGAUAUUUGCACAUGUUUUCCCCUUUUUUUCAUGAUCGUUUGAGAUUUAAUUAUCGCGUCUUUGGCCUAUUUUACACUAGGUUGUGUUCCUUUUUCACAUUUCAGGUCCUAGCACAUAAAGUGAAGCAUAGGCGCAAGUUUCAAGUCAAUCAGAGAUCAAUUGGCGAAUCGAUAGAAGAAACUCGGGCAUGACCUGAAGAAGAAUGGAUUUCUACCUCACUUUAUGGACAAAUAAUCAUGCAAGCUUGUCAUGAAAAGAAAGAGGACGAGACUACGAGCAUCUGGGAUCAAACGCCGACUGAUUCGGAGUCCGGACGAGGGAGAAAUGAAGCAUUGAAUAUAGGGGAACAGGUUCG